AUGAGUUCUGUUUCUAGCGACAGUACCGAGAUCGGCAGACCCCAAGAAGCCAUCAAUGAGUUCUGGGAGAACCUCAUCACAAAAAAGCCAACCAAGGUUACCAAGGUCUUCCCUUCUAGUUUGUAUGCCCAUCUGCUUCCUCCGCCACACGAGCCAGGCACCGUUACAGGGAAGAAUGCGGCCGAGUCCUAUCAAGCAGCGGCCAGUGAAUGUCGCGCUCGCGUCAAACGCAUUGUGCGAGAGUGCCACCGUACGAACGAGAAAUUCACAGAUCCAGAUUUCGAUAUCGAAAAUCUAGGUGACAAGAACUGCCUCGAAGGAUUGCUAUAUUGGUACAAGGAACGGCCCGUGCCAUCGACAUCGUCAGUGAGCCCUUCGCGACUUGGCGACGCGUUGUCCACUCUUAUUCAAAGCGACGUGCUGGCGCAAAAUGCUGCGGUCUUCGACUUCGCUGCCGCGGCUAAACUUCUGGACCCUAAUGGUUCUGAUGACGAAAACGGUGGCCCGGGAUCAGUACAUCGCGUGGAUUGGAUAUUUGACAAGCCUCAAUUUGAAAUCGAUGGCUUCACGAGUUCUGAUCUUGUGCAGGGUUCCAAUGGAGACUGCUGGUUCAUAGCUGCGACAGCAACCGUAUGUAGCCAUCCAGAUCUAAUCAACAAGGUCUGCGUUGAGAGAGACGAAGAGUGUGGCGUAUAUGGUUUCGUCUUCUAUCGGGAUGGUAUAUGGAUCUGGACUGUCGUAGAUGAUAACCUCUACCUCAAUUACAGUGACUUCGAUGCCUAUGGGGAUAGAUAUGACCCGACAGGCGCAAAGGAGACAAGGUACAAAAAGAACAACCAAACCGGUUCAGAGGCGCUUUACUUUGCCUCAUGCGCUGAUGAGAAUGAGACUUGGCUUCCGCUCCUAGAGAAAGCCUACGCCAAAGUGCAUGGCGACUACGACGCUAUUGCUGGUGGCUACAGCGGUGAGGCAGUCGAGGAUCUUACGGGAGGUGUCACCACCAAGAUCUUGACUGAUCGCAUUUUGAGCCGCGAGCGCCUUUGGAAGGAGUUACUACAGGUCAACAAGCAGUUCCUUUUCUCUGCUUCAUCUCCUGGCUCGUACGGAGAUGAUUCAGAUGCUAGAAGAGGUCUCGCUCUGAGCCACGCUUACUCGGUCAUCAAGGUAGUUGAAGAAGAGGACGAAGAGGGCAAGAAACACAAACUUGUGCUAAUCAGGAAUCCCUGGGGCAAGAGAGCAAACGCUGCCAUGGGUGAGUGGACUGGUCCUUGGUCGGAUGGUUCAAGCCAAUGGACGUCCUACUGGAUAGAGAAAUUAAAUCAUAAGUUCGGUGACGAUGGCCUCUUCUGGAUGUCAUAUGAGGACUUGCUCAAGCGAUUCCAGUUGCUUGACCGGACACGGCUCUUUGACCAGGAGUGGACUGUGGUGCAGCAUUGGACUAGUGUCUCAGUGGCUUGGGUGACUGGCUAUCUGAACACCAAAUUCCAAGUCACAAUCAAGAAGGCUGGACCAACAGUAUUUGUCCUCUGUCAACUUGAUGACCGCUAUUUUCGUGGCCUUGAAGGGAAGUACAACUUCGAUCUACACUUUAUCUUGCAAAACGAGAAUGCCAAAGCUGGAGAUCACAUCAUCCGAGCUCGCGGUGCCUGGUUCGGUAAUCGCAGCAUCUCUGCUGAAGCCGAUCUCGAAAUCGGCACAUAUGAAGUCCUUCCGAAGAUCGAAGCUUCUCGUGACGCCGAUGCUGCGGAUGUACAUGAGGUGGUCACCAAGGUAGCGGAGCGUAACCCACAGAAACUCAGGCAAAUCGGAAUGAACUAUGACAUUGCCAAUGCCAAGGGCAUCACAGAUACUUCUGAUGAACAGAAGAAGAAGAGGGAGCAAAAGAAGAAAGAAGCAGCAGAGAAGAAGAAAAAGGAAAAGGAAGACGAGGAGAAAAACAAGAUUGCGUUUGAAGCCUGGAAAAAAGAGGAGAUGGCCGAGUACGAGGCAUGGAAGAAAGAAAAGAAGGCUCGUGAAGACAAAGAGAAGUCACAGCAGGGGGCCUCCAAAGACGAAUCGGGGGAUCGCGUGGCGAAGAAAGAGGAAGCUGAUACAGUAGCAGCAGCUCAUAUUGCUGAAAGCAUUAGUACCCAGAAGGAUGAAGCAGCUGAUACAUCUACUACUUCGGCCGAACAAGCUAAGCCGGCGGUUGUGGUCGAUCUUACGAUCAGGGCUAAAGACUCGGAAUCCAAGAAUGAUUCCAACGAGAAGUCUGAUGAGCCUAAGUUCCAAUUCGAUGAGGCCAGCGAUGACGACGAUGCUGCGCCACGAUAUCGCGGUCCACCAGCACCCGCAUCCGUCGCAUCAUAUGCAUACGGCAACAGGUAUCCAGGCAGUGCUUACGGCGAAGCUCCUGCGCCCAAUCCGCAUGCCAACCCUCGUCCCGUCGCAGACAAGGGGCCAAAACCCUGGAACGCUGUGUGCGUGCUGGGCCUGAGGGUUUAUAGCCGAGACCCAGAAGUCAGCAUCAAGUUGGUUAAACCAAAGGAUUUGGAGGAGGGUGCUAUCUUGGAUAUUGAUGGAGAUACGGCGGCCGGUGCGACGAUGUAA
This is a messenger RNA of Cucurbitaria berberidis CBS 394.84, 2589 nucleotides long. RefSeq names its product cysteine proteinase. Gene Ontology annotation, molecular function: calcium-dependent cysteine-type endopeptidase activity. Bases 1 to 2589 code for a protein of 862 amino acids. Gene Ontology annotation, biological process: proteolysis. The record is from RefSeq and is a predicted model, not a curated record. The transcript is spliced from 4 exons. Lineage: Eukaryota; Fungi; Ascomycota; Dothideomycetes; Pleosporales; Cucurbitariaceae. Gene Ontology annotation, cellular component: cytoplasm.